Sphaeramia orbicularis (orbiculate cardinalfish) is the source of this 3874-nucleotide messenger RNA. RefSeq names its product itchy E3 ubiquitin protein ligase a (gene itcha). Gene Ontology annotation, cellular component: cytoplasm. Bases 116 to 2728 code for a protein of 870 amino acids. Gene Ontology annotation, biological process: protein K48-linked ubiquitination; protein K29-linked ubiquitination; protein K63-linked ubiquitination. The transcript is spliced from 24 exons. The record is from RefSeq and is a predicted model, not a curated record. NCBI's taxonomy places the organism in Eukaryota, Metazoa, Chordata, Actinopteri, Kurtiformes, Apogonidae. Gene Ontology annotation, molecular function: protein binding; ubiquitin protein ligase activity.
CGGCAACCUGUCAACAGUCUAGGCAUACCUGAAACACAUUUCUAACCCUUGAUCACCUGCUUCUAUCAGGUCGUUUCAGUGUAGCUGAACAAGGUUGCAGUGUUAUGGAUGAACCAUGAAGGCCCAAUUACAAGUCACAGUGAUUUCAGCAAAGCUGAAGGAAAACAAAAAGAACUGGUUUGGUCCCAGUCCGUAUGUUGAGGUGGCUGUGGAUGGACAGUCGAAGAGGACUGAAAAAUGCAACAACACACACAGUCCCAAAUGGAAGCAGGCUCUCACAGUCAUCGUAACUCCAGUUAGCAAACUGAUCUUUCGUGUUUGGAGCCACCAAACUCUGAAGGCUGACAUCCUGUUGGGAAUGGCCACACUACAGAUCAGUGAGACUCUGAAGGCAAAUGACCUGAAAUUGUGUGAGGUGGUCCAGACCCUGCAGCUGUGCUCUGACAGAGAUCCUCGGGAUGUCAUAGGCGACCUGUCAGUUUGCCUGGAUGGCAUGCAGGUGGACCCGGAGAGCUUUGCCUCAGCAGAGAAAGAACACGCUGCUGUCCCAAAUGGAAAUACAAGACAAAAUGGAGAUGCUGGCAACAGGUCAAGCAGAGACACGUCUCCCUCCAGCGAUUCAGAUGAGUGGGUGAUUGUACCAAACGGUCAUGCUGUAAAUGGCACCAGCUCUCCUUCACGGUCUCCAGGAGGCUCUGCCACCUCACGACCUCCUAGACCAGCUCGACCCCCUCCUCCAACCCCGUGCAGACCUGCAGCCUCACCAACCUCCUCUAGCAGUUCCUCUCCCAGUGAGCUGAGUGAAGGCCCCGCCUCUGAUGGCUCCUCUCAGGCGUCUGCUAGUGGGGGUUCAGAUCAGCAGGAUGAAGCAGGUGCUGGAGCGGCUACAGCAACUUCCACGUCCUCACAGACACCAAGUGGUCCCAAAUCAGGGGCCUCAGCCUCGUCCACUCCGGCCACAGCUCCUCCCAGAAUCACAGCCAUGAACAGUGGCCCCUUACCACCAGGGUGGGAGCAAAGAGUGGACCAGAAUGGACGGGUUUACUAUGUGGAUCAUAUUGAGAAAAGGACAACAUGGGACAGACCUGAGCCUUUGCCUACAGGGUGGGAGCGCAGGGUGGACCCCAUGGGUAGGGUGUACUACGUCGAUCACAUCACCCGGACUACUACAUGGCAACGUCCCACUCAGGAGUCGGUGCGUAACUAUGAGGAGUGGCAGCACCAGCGCAGCCAGCUGCAGGGCGCCAUGCAGCAGUUUAACCAGAGGUUCAUCUAUGGGCUCCAAGACCAGCUUGCAGCCACAACCAAUAAAGAGUUUGACCCCCUGGGACCACUGCCACAUGGUUGGGAGAAGAGAACAGACACCAAUGGCCGAGUGUAUUUUGUUCACCACCCAACUAGGGCGACGCAGUGGGAGGAUCCAAGGACGCAAGGGCUCCUGAACGACAAGCCUCUGCCAGAGGGAUGGGAGAUGAGGUUCACUGUGGAAGGGAUUCCCUACUUUGUGGACCACAACAGGCGGACCACGACCUACAUUGAUCCUCGCACCGGAAAAUCUUCACUUGAGAACGGGCCACAGAUAACCUAUGUCAGGGACUUUAAAGCCAAAGUGCAAUAUUUCAGAUUCUGGUGUCAGCAACUGUCGAUGCCUCAGCACAUCAAGAUCACUGUUUCCCGCAAAACUUUGUUCGAAGAUUCAUUUCAGCAGAUCAUGAGCUUCCACCCUCAAGAUCUAAGGCGGAGGCUGUGGAUUAUUUUCCCUGGAGAGGAAGGUUUGGACUACGGGGGUGUGGCCAGGGAAUGGUUCUUCUUGCUUUCUCAUGAAGUUUUGAACCCCAUGUACUGUUUGUUUGAGUACGCUGGAAAGGACAACUACUGUCUGCAGAUCAACCCGGCAUCCUACAUCAACCCAGAUCACCUCAAGUACUUCAAGUUCAUAGGGCGCUUCAUUGCCAUGGCCUUAUUCCAUAGCAAGUUCAUCGACACAGGCUUCUCCCUGCCCUUCUACAAACGUAUCCUGAACAAACCUCUGGCUCUCAAAGACCUGGAGUCCAUAGAUCCAGAGUUUUACAACUCACUCAUCUGGAUCAAGGAUAAUAACAUAGAGGAGUGUGGUCUGGAGAUGUUCUUCUCAGUCGACAAGGAGAUCCUUGGGGAGGUCACCACCCAUGAGCUGAAGCCAGAUGGAGGGAACAUACAAGUCACAGAGGAAAAUAAAGAGGAAUACAUUAGGUUAGUGGCAGAAUGGAGAUUGUCGAGAGGUGUGGAGGAACAAACACAGGCGUUCUUCGAGGGCUUCAAUGAAGUUCUGCCUCAGCAAUACCUUCAGUACUUUGAUGCUAAGGAGUUAGAGGUGAUGCUUUGUGGGAUGCAGGAGAUAGACCUAGUGGACUGGCAGAGAAAUACGAUCUACAGACAUUAUGCCCGAAGCAGUAAACAGAUCCUCUGGUUCUGGCAGUUUGUGAAGGAGAUGGAUAAUGAGAAGAGGAUGAGGCUGCUGCAGUUUGUCACAGGAACCUGUCGUCUCCCUGUCGGGGGCUUCGCUGAUUUGAUGGGGAGCAACGGGCCCCAAAAGUUCUGCAUUGAGAAAGUGGGCAAAGAGAACUGGCUUCCACGAAGCCACACGUGUUUUAAUCGUCUGGACCUCCCUCCAUACAAGAGCUAUGAGCAGCUGAAGGAGAAGCUCAUGUUUGCUAUAGAAGAGACAGAAGGCUUUGGGCAGGAGUGAAACAACACAAAACAGGAGCGACACAACGGGAUGGAGGACUAUGAGGGUUUGGGGGAGCGAUAUCCAUUUCACAGAGCACUUUUCAACAGAUUGUUCUUGCAGCCAGGAGCUGCUUAUUUACUGCUAGAUAGGUGUACAAAUCUUUAUUUUCUUUAUUUUCUAUACAGUAGUGACUAUUCUUAAGCCAUUUUGUCAUAUAUCUUUUCAUUUUUUCACAAGAGAGCUGUGAACCCCCCCGUAUGCCCCCUUAAACAUCUCAGUUUCACCAUAAGAGCCCAAACUCCGCUCAGCUCACUUAGUCCUGCUUUAGUCCACGACGGAAGCAAAGGAGACGCCUUUCUCACUGUGUCAUGUCGGCACUUGAUCUGCAUUGCGCAAGUGCAGUUUCUAGACGUUGUCCUGUGUUUGUGUGCUGUAGUGACUCCUUAAGAGCCUCUUUGUAAGGCCUAUGCACUAGACAGAAUCAUUUUAGUGAAGAAUAUAAAAGAACCCUCUUUGUGCAACAGCGUAUCAGGCCCACUUCAGCUAGAGAAACCAUUUUUACUGAGGAGGAAGAGAGGAUAAUACAUGAAGAAAAAAAUGUAAUUUGCCACAUGUCAGUUUUAAUUUCUGAGAAUACAAAAAAAGUACACUUUUGGGAAUAGAAUCCAAACAUUUUCUAAUAUGAAGUCAAAUGUGUGGAAAAAAGAGAUUGUCGAAAAUGAAAAAACAGACACUGGGGUUUGAGUCCCAAGCUGAAGACACAUAACAAGAUUUUUUGCCAGAUUUUACCCACGACUCCCAGUUUGGCAAAGUCUGCACCAGUCUGCACAAUUUGUUGACAGUGAAUAUGGAUAGUUGGCACAAAAAUCUGUCAGUGUGUGUGAAGGAAACAGACCUGACCCGACCUCAGUCAGAGUCAAUUUAUUUAUAAUUUUUUUUUUAACCUUUAUUUCAUCAGGAAAAAUCCCAUUGAGAUUAAGAGCCUGUUUUUACGAGGGAAUCCUGGCCAUGACAGGCAGCAGCAAAUACAACACACAGUUACAAGAUAAAACACAUAUAACAGACACAUUUAACAAUAAAUAAUUAGUAAAAAUAACAUUUACAAGCAGAUUAAGAAAAACAAGUGCAAGUUAUGGAGAUGACCUCAAGAACUCUGUUUGGACU